Cynocephalus volans (Philippine flying lemur) is the source of this 886-nucleotide messenger RNA. It is a transcript of the gene CCNB1IP1, whose product is annotated as cyclin B1 interacting protein 1. The transcript is spliced from 3 exons. Gene Ontology annotation, molecular function: ubiquitin protein ligase activity. Gene Ontology annotation, biological process: reciprocal meiotic recombination. The coding region runs from base 1 to 834 and encodes 277 amino acids. Gene Ontology annotation, cellular component: synaptonemal complex. Lineage: Eukaryota; Metazoa; Chordata; Mammalia; Dermoptera; Cynocephalidae. The record is from RefSeq and is a predicted model, not a curated record.
AUGUCUUUGUGUGAAGAUAUGUUGCUUUGUAAUUAUCGAAAGUGUCGCAUCAAACUCUCUGGUUAUGCAUGGGUCACUGCCUGCUCUCACAUUUUCUGUGAUCAGCAUGGCAGUGGUGAGUUUAGUCGUUCACCAGCAAUCUGCCCUGCCUGCAGCAGUACUCUUUCCGGAAAGCUAGAUAUUGUCCGCACAGAACUCAGUCCUUCAGAGGAAUAUAAAGCUAUGGUAUUGGCAGGACUGCGACCAGAAAUUGUGUUGGACAUUAGCUCCCGAGCACUGGCCUUCUGGACGUAUCAGGUACAUCAGGAGCGUCUCUAUCAAGAAUACAAUUUCAGCAAGGCUGAGGGCCAUUUGAAACAGAUGGAGAAGAUAUAUACUCAGCAAAUACAGAGCAAAGAUGUAGAAUUGACCUCUAUGAAAGGGGAGGUCACCUCCAUGAAGAAAGUGCUCGAAGAAUACAAGAAAAAGUUCAGUGACAUCUCUGAGAAGCUUAUGGAGCGCAAUCGCCAGUAUCAAAAGCUCCAAGGCCUCUAUGAUAGCCUCAGACUACGAAACAUCACUAUUACUAACCAAGAAAGCACCCUUGAACCAUCCAUGAUCACACAGGCUGGUGUUUUUGGCUUCCCAUCAGGCAACAAUUCCAAGUUUCCUUUGGAUGAUACACCAGUUCGAAAUCGGGGUGGUGGAGACGGAGAUUUUCAGUUCAGACCAUUUUUUUCGGGUUCUCCCACAGCACCCGAACCUAGCAAUAACUUUUUUAGUUUUGCUUCUCCAAGUCAUGAAUUAGAGCAGCAGCAAGUCUCUAGCAGGGCCUUCAAAGUAAAAAGAAUUUAGCUCACUUUACAGAGUGUUUCUGUGUUCACUUUCAGUGAUUUCAUUUAGCAAA